UCGAUAUCGCCAGAUCGAUUCAGUGCAGUUCAUGCUGUCAAAUGGAUAAUGGCAGCGACAGCGAUUGAAACCAUGUCGCAGACCAAUGGAUUUCAGCUGAAAAAGAGAGAGGACGUCGACAAUAAAGACAAUCUGUGGUCCUCCAUUCUGGCCGAAGUGCAGAACAGUGGGAGCAACAAACUACCGUCAAACAAAAAUGUUCUAGUUCUCGGAGAUAAUGAGAGUGGGAAGACGACACUCAUUGCAAAACUCCAAGGGGUUGAGGAUCCCAAGAAAGGAUCUGGACUGGAGUUUGCUUAUAUUGAUGUUCGUGAUGAUUAUAGAGAUGAUCAGACGAGAUUAUCGGUCUGGGUGUUGGACGGUGACCCUGGUCACGCGAAUCUCCUGCGAUUCGCCCUGAGCCCCGAGCGUUUUCCCCACACCCUCGUGAUGCUGGUGGCGGCGAUGACGACCCCCUGGGCCCUUCUGGACCAGCUCCAGGCCUGGGCAGCUCUUCUCGGCGAUCACAUCGACAAACUACCCCUCGACAACGACACGAGGCAACAGUGUCGACAGGCUAUGGUGAAAAAGUGGCAGGACUACAUGGAGCCUGGGGACGAACUCGAUCCUGGAAGCCCUCUGAGACGCACCAGUCGCAAUCUCGAUGAUGACAGCGACAAUCUGCCUCUUCCAGAGGGCGUACUCACCACCAAUUUGGGUCUCGACGUCGUCGUUGUCAUCACCAAGACAGAUUACAUGUCCACUUUGGAGAAGGAGCACGAUUACAAGGACGAACACUUUGACUUUAUGCAGCAGUGGAUCAGGCGGUUCUGCCUGCAGUACGGGGCUGGACUUUUUUAUACUUCUGCCAAGGAAGACAAGAACUGUGAUUUGCUGUAUAAGUACCUUACUCAUAGGAUUUAUUGCUUACCGUUUAGGACACCUGCACUCGUUGUGGAAAAAGAUGCUGUACUUAUACCUGCUGGUUGGGAUAAUAUGAAAAAGAUUGGAAUCCUCCAUGAGAAUCUUCAAUCGAUGAAACCAGACGAUUAUUAUCGUGAUGUCAUCGCUCAACCACCAACAAAUAGAAAAUGUGUAGCGAGGGAAGUGGAGGUCCAAGCUGAGGACGAACAGGCCUUUCUGGCCAAACAGCAGGCAACCCUCUCAGGCAUGAGGGAUCCAACGCGUUCGCCAACUACCCGCAACCAGGCAAGCUCCGGGCCAGUCAUGCAGGUACCCUCUCCCAACAAGAAAUUGGACCCGAAGGGGGCUGGAGCGACGCCAGCAGGCGAGGGGGUGCUAGCCAGUUUCUUUAAUUCACUUUUGUAUAAGAAGAGUGGUGCAUGGCCUGGUGGGCCAGGCUCACCGGGCACACCAGGCAGCGUUGGCACGAGUCCUGUGAAAAUUGAUGAUGGACCAGUGGAUAAAGCAGCGAUGAGAAACGAUGCAGCUGCAGAAUUGGAUCGUAUAACUCGGAGUAAAAAAAUACCCCCACCCGAUCUAAACUCAUCCUCCGAGUGUUGAGAGGAGUAAAAAUAUAUCACGGAAUAAUCAUUUGUGGCCCAUCUGCAUUCAGAUGCCCUCGGACACCAGGAGAAGUUAGAAUGAAUUCCUCAGGAGAAGCUAAUAGUGAAAUAGCGAUUUUACAUCUUGAAUAUGUCCGGACUCAACGGUGCGAUUUUCAAAAAUCAGAACCCAUUUUGAAGAGUGAUAAAAUACCGUUAAAAUGAGACUUGAUUUUUCAAAUUUCACUCAGCCAAUCUCGAGUUAUUGAAGAUUGAAGAAAACACAUUUUACAAUAUUUCCCUUUUCUCUCAUUUUUACUGAAAUAUUCAAUGAAUUUGAUAGCUGAUUCUCGCAAAUUACCUGAUAAUGUCACAAUAUGUAGUACUUAGAGAUCUUUUCAGUUGCAUAAUUUAUUCAUUUGCCAAUUAAAAACGCUAUUAAUUAACGAUAUCAAUUAAUGAGUCGAUAUUUGUGUUCAAUAGAGUGAUUUUAUUGAGUUCCAGCUCUCAAAUUCGCGAAUAUCCACGUCUCCUCCCUGGAUUAAUUAAUUAUAUUAAUUAAUUUCCUAGUUUAAGUAAUUGUAAUACUCGAUCAUAGCUCAACAAACUUGUAAAUUUGAUGUAACGAAAAAAGAAAAACAAACAGUUGAAAAGGAAUGAAAAGUGCAAUAGCUGAAGCAUUUCGUAUUCUUCUUAUGAUUCCUCUAACGAGACUAAUUGAUGAGGUGGGCCGCAGAGAGUUCAUUAAUUAAAUCAUUAAAAAGUAAAUCGAAUGAAUGAUGAAAAAAAUUACAACAAGCCACAGCUAAACAAGCCUUACUCGUUGUGUUUGAAUACAAGAUACAUAAACGAUAUGAUUAUUGAUAGAUUAUUGAAUUAAUGUAAUUAAAUAUUUAAUAUAAAUAAUGAAAAUUGAAUUAUGCUUACGCACAUGUCUUUGCGUCGUACCAAUAGUAAAUUAUUUAGCUUUUGUUUCAGAUUAUUUGAAAUUUUUUUCGUCAUUAUUUCUUCUCGAUCGGUCUAAUUUAGAGUAUAACAAAUUAUAGGAGCGAUUAUUGAGUGUGUGAGGGGAGUUUUAUACGAGAUGUGAACAAUUAUAUGGAUUUUCGAUUUUUUAAGGGAAUAGAUAGCUUUAGAAAUCUGCUUUAUUGGGCUCGGAGAGAUAGUUGGAUGUAUUUUUUUCCCUUUUUUAUGUGAAAACAAUUCGUCAAUUUGUCUAUUUUCAUCUAUGAACUCUCGUAUGCAUAUAUUUUGGGAGGAAUCAGUCGAAAUCUUGGUCAAAUAAAUAAUUUUUCAUACAA
Diachasma alloeum is the source of this 2785-nucleotide messenger RNA. RefSeq names its product cytoplasmic dynein 1 light intermediate chain 1 (gene Dlic). Gene Ontology annotation, molecular function: dynein heavy chain binding. Gene Ontology annotation, cellular component: cytoplasmic dynein complex; centrosome. Gene Ontology annotation, biological process: microtubule-based movement; microtubule cytoskeleton organization. The coding region runs from base 49 to 1503 and encodes 484 amino acids. NCBI's taxonomy places the organism in Eukaryota, Metazoa, Arthropoda, Insecta, Hymenoptera, Braconidae. The transcript is spliced from 8 exons. The record is from RefSeq and is a predicted model, not a curated record.